Messenger RNA from Rotaria sordida, 495 nucleotides. Lineage: Eukaryota; Metazoa; Rotifera; Eurotatoria; Philodinida; Philodinidae. The record is from the annotation of a GenBank genome assembly.
AUGCCUGGGAUAACAAAUGCAAUAAGUAACAUAUUGACGCUUAAAAGCAAAAUAAAACCUCAACAGCGAACUUAUCGUCAAACUCCAGCAAGUACACGAAUUCGAUGUUUUCCACUUCGUAUUGGCCCUGGUGUUGAAUUAAUCUCAACAAUUCAUGAAUUAAUGGAAGAUAUUGAUGUCCAAUCAUUAUCUAUUUUAAGUUGUGUUGGAACAUUAUCAGCAUGUUCAUUAGAUUCACAUCAAUUAAAUAAAAAAGAAUAUAAUAUUGUAUCAUUAAGUGGAACAUUUGAUAAACAAUCUCAUAAUAUAAUGGGUUCAUUUGCUGAUUCUGAAACAGGUUCAUUAAUUGGUGGUAAAAUUCGGUCUCUUACUGUUCAUACAACAUGUGAAUUAAUGUUAGCUGAACCACUCGAUUGUACUUUUUCUCGAGAGUUUGAUCCAAGAACUGGACAAAAUGAAUUACAUGUUAGACGAAAACUUCUUACUGAUUUAUAA